Molecule: messenger RNA, 777 nt
Organism: Juglans regia (Persian walnut)
Lineage: Eukaryota; Viridiplantae; Streptophyta; Magnoliopsida; Fagales; Juglandaceae
Product: 21.7 kDa class VI heat shock protein-like
Exons: 2
Coding region: 133-723 (196 amino acids)
Source: RefSeq, a predicted model, not a curated record
UUACAGCCAUCUAAAUAUUCUCACGGAAUUGGUGCACUGCUUUUUCAAAAGGCUUCGCUCGCACUAUAAGGGAACAAACCACCCAGCACUCUCUCCAUGUCAAAUUCUCAAACUUUACUCUUCUAAUCUUCAAUGGGUAGUCGUAAACAGCUCGAAGUUCAUACAGGCGAUCAAACUCCACACAAAUGGUGUAUCUUAGGAGAAGAGGUCUUCAAGAGAUUCAUCUUCCAAGGCAGCCCGACAGUGCACAAGGUUUUCAAUGAAGGGUCACUUUUCAGUCCACUCUUGUUCGGGAAGUUCUUUGAUCCUUCAGAUGCUUUCCCUCUCUGGGAGUUUGAGUCAGAUAACUUGUUAUCUAAUCUCCGGAGUUCUGGCCGAAGCACUGUCGAUUGGUUUCAGACAGAUCAUGAAUAUGUACUAAAAGCAGAACUUCCAGGAGUUGGGAAUAAUGUUCAAGUGUUCGUUGAUAAAGGGAAGGUUGUUGAAAUUAGUGGGCAGUGGAGGCAGCAAGGAGAUCAGUCCAAGGCAAAGAACUGGAGAAGUGAGAAUUGGUGGGAAUAUGGGUAUGUUCGGAGGCUUGAGCUGCCAGAAGAUGCGGAUUGGAGGAAAAUAGAGGCAUACGUGAAUAAUGACAUACUCCUGGAAAUUAGAAUUCCCAUGAACCUUUUGGAUGGUGAUCCUCAAGGAAAUGUAGCUGCCAAUGAUUCUGAAGUUGGUGUGUAAAUUAAAGCAAACUGCUUUAACAACUUUUCAUGCAAUCUAGAUAACAUGAUCUAA